UGACACGACCACGCUAUCGAAAACGAAAGACGUCAUUAGCGAUAUAUCGAUACAUUCAUAACAAUUCAUAUCACAUAGCUGUUGUUUGUGGGUGGCGCUGGCUGUGUCCUUCACAAUUAUGGCGGAUAAACGCAAAUACAAGAGAUCGAAAGAGGAAAUCGCCCGCGAAUUCGAUCUGCCCGAGCGCAAAUCCAAAAUAGCAACAAUACUCAAGCAAGAUGAUCAGGCCUACUGCAUAUGUCGCACAUCCGACUGCUCCAGAUUCAUGAUUGGCUGCGAUGGCUGCGAGGAAUGGUAUCAUGGCGACUGCAUUGGCAUCACCGAAAAGGAGGCCAAGCACAUUAAACAAUAUUAUUGCCGCAGAUGCAAGAAGGAGAAUCCGGAACUGCAGACCAUAUUCCGUCUUGUGGCCACCGAGCGUGCGGCCGCAACGGCAGCUGCAUCAACAGGUGGCGCCCACAGCGGAUAUGGCGCCACAAAUGCGUCUGGCUCACAUUCUGGACAAGCAGCUGCUGGCACGGCGGCGGGCACCAGUGGGGGUGCAGGCGGAACUGGUCGCAAAAACAAUAGCGUGGCCAAAGAAACGAAGGCAGGCAGACGGUGCGGCACAUGCGAAGGUUGCCGGCGACCCAACUGCAACCAAUGCGACGCCUGUCGCACACGGGUUGGCCACAAGCCGCGCUGCAUCUAUCGCAACUGUGUAAUGCAGGCUGCUCAUCCGGCUCAUCCAGUAGCGACGACAGGUCGCAAGCGCGAAAAGGGCAACGUUAUCCAGCAGCAGCGCAAAAGCAAAGUUGUGCGCUCCGACAGUCCGGAGAUAUUUGUGCAUCCAGAGCUAGAGGGUUUGCGACAGUGUCAUGGACCGAGCUGCUGUUGUCAGGCCCGACCGCAAAGUAAAUACUGCAGCGACAAGUGCGGCUUCAAUCUCGCUACGAAUCGUAUAUUCCAGGUGCUGCCGCAGCGUCUGCAGGAAUGGAACUUGACGCCCUGCCAUGCAGCCGAGGAGAAUCGCGAACAGCUGGAAGUCAUCAGACAAAAGCAGUCUAUGGUGCGUUUUGCACUCGCCGAGCUGGAAAAGCGCGCCGAGGAGCUCAACAUGGUGGUGGACCGUGCAAAACGCAGUUCCAUAGACACACAACGGCCGCAGGACAACGGCGAUGUGGAGGACGAGCAGAGCAUGUACUGCAUUACAUGCGGCCAUGAGAUACACUCACGCACCGCCAUCAAGCACAUGGAAAAGUGCUUCAACAAAUACGAAUCGCAGGCCAGCUUUGGCAGCAUCUUUCAGACCCGCAUGGAGGGCAAUAACAUGUUCUGUGACUUUUAUAAUCCGGCCAGCAAAACGUAUUGCAAGCGCUUGCGCGUCCUCUGUCCGGAGCACAGCAAGGAUCCUAAGGUUAGCGACACGGAUGUGUGCGGUGCGCCGCUUGUGCACAAUGUUUUCAAUCCCACCGGUGAAUUUUGUCGUGCACCCAAAAAGAAUUGCUUCAAGCACUAUGCCUGGGAGAAGAUACGCAGAGCCGAAAUUGAUCUGGAGCGAGUGCGUCAAUGGCUCAAAAUGGACGACCUGAUGGAACAGGAACGCCAGUUGCGGCAGCAGCUCAGCUCGCGUGCCAAUUUGCUUGGCCUGAUGCUGCACUCCACUUACAAUCACGAGGUAAUGGACGAGCUGGUGCGCAAGCAGCAGGAACAUUUCGCUGAGCUCGAGAAGCAGAAGCGGCGACAGGCGCACUAUCAGCAGGUGCAGCAGCAGCAACAGCAUUUCCAGCAGCUGCAUCAGCAGAAACAGCAGCAGCAACAGCAGCAGCAGCAGCAGCAACAGCAGCAGCAACAACAAUUGCAACAAUUACAGCAGCAACAGCAAUUGCAGCAGCAAAACUUAGAAUUACAACAGCAAAGCUUGCAACUUCAACAGCAGCAGCAACAACAACAACAGCAAGAACAACAACAGCAACAACUUCAACAGCAGCAGCAGCAGCAACAACAACAGCUUCAGCUGCUCUACCAGCAGCAGAAGAAGCAGCAGCAAUGACAAAAGAAGAAACCACAAACAACAAAAAAAAAAAAAAGAAACAAAA
Molecule: messenger RNA, 2078 nt
Organism: Drosophila montana
Lineage: Eukaryota; Metazoa; Arthropoda; Insecta; Diptera; Drosophilidae
Product: CXXC-type zinc finger protein 1-like
Exons: 3
Coding region: 119-2032 (637 amino acids)
Cellular component (GO): Set1C/COMPASS complex
Molecular function (GO): zinc ion binding; DNA binding
Source: RefSeq, a predicted model, not a curated record